Molecule: messenger RNA, 3657 nt
Organism: Phycodurus eques (leafy seadragon)
Lineage: Eukaryota; Metazoa; Chordata; Actinopteri; Syngnathiformes; Syngnathidae
Gene: fscn2a
Product: fascin actin-bundling protein 2a, retinal
Exons: 5
Coding region: 256-1731 (491 amino acids)
Biological process (GO): establishment or maintenance of cell polarity; cell migration; actin filament bundle assembly
Cellular component (GO): actin cytoskeleton; cytoplasm
Molecular function (GO): protein-macromolecule adaptor activity; actin filament binding
Source: RefSeq, a predicted model, not a curated record
AACUGAGAGCAAGUGUCUGCACAAGUGCUCCGGCGAGAGAAAGUGACAGGCGACGGAAAGAGCACUCAACAAGCCAUCAAGGAGAUAAGUAGACCCUAUUUAUGACUUAAAGACGGGGAAGAACAACCUUUGAUUUCUUCUUUUCAGCAUCUUGCUUGGUUUCUUUCCCCCAAUUUUUUAUUUAUUUUUUUUCUGCCCACCCCCACGCCCCCACAUUCUUGGUCCUUGGAAUUUCAUUGUGCGGCUUGGUCAGACAUGCCCACAAACGGGAUUAACAGAGCCCUCAAGCUCCAGUUUGGCCUCAUCAACUAUGAACACCGCUACCUGACAGCAGAGGCCUUUGGCUUCAAGGUGAACGCCUCAGGCACCAGCAUGAAGAAGAAACAGAUCUGGAUCUUGGAGCAGGACGAGCACGACGGCCAGGUGGUGUUCCUCCGCAGUCACUUGGGACGUUACCUGGCUUCCGACAAAGACGGGAAGAUCACAUGCGGGGCGGAAAGUCCUGACCCGGAGUGCCGGUUCCUGAUUGUGCCCCAGUCUGAUGGUCGCUGGGCGCUGCAAUCGGAGCCUUAUCUGCGUUACUUCGGAGGCUCGGCCGACUACCUGUCCUGCUUUGCCCAAGUGAUUGCCGAGCAAGAAUUGUGGGCCGUUCAUUUGGCUUUGCACCCGCAGGCCAGUCUGCUCAGUGUGGCACGGAAACGCUACGCCCAUCUGUCCGCUUCCGACGGAGAGAUCUCAGUGGACAGCAACAUUCCCUGGGGGGUGGACUCCUUGGUCACCUUAGUCUACCAGGAUGGCAAGUAUAGCCUGAAGACCUGUGACAGCCGUUUUCUCAGCAACGACGGCAAAUUAGUGAAGGAGAACACCAAUAUGACGAGCUUUACACUGGAGUUAAAAUCAGGCAAGCUGGCCUUCAAGGACUGUGACGGCAAAUAUCUGACCCCAGCGGGUCCCACGGGCACGCUGCGAUCUGGCCGAUGCUCCAAGCCGGGGAAAGAUGAGCUCUUCGACCUUGAGGAAAGUCACCCACAAGUCGUUUUUCAAGCUGCCAAUAAAAGAUUUGUCUCCGUCAAGCAAGGUGUGAGCAUUUCAGCCAAUCAAGAUGUGGAGACAGACAUGGAGACUUUCCAGAUGGAAAUUGACAAGAACAGCAAAAAAUCCAUGUUCAGAACCAAUGGCGGGUCCUAUUGGACUCUUGUGACUCACGGAGAGAUCCAGUCCACUGCAUCUGAAGCAGAGAUGAAUACAAUGUUUGAUAUUGAGUGGCGAGGACAAAGAGUGGCACUCAAGGCCAGCAAUGGGAAAUAUGUGUGCACAAAGAAGAACGGGCAGCUCUCAGCGGUGAGCGAUGCUGUAGGGGAGGAUGAAUUAUUCUUGAUGAAGCUCAUUAACCGACCCAUCCUGAUCCUACGCGGAGAAAAUGGCUUCGUGUGUCACCACAAGAACUCCAACACUCUAAACGCCAACCGAUCGGUCUACGACAUUUUCUCACUGAUAUUCAACGACGGAGCCUACAGUGUUAAAAGUGUGAAUGGAAAGUUCUGGUACGUCUCCAGCAGUGGCCUUGUGUGCUCAGAUGGAGAAAAGGCUGAAGAUUUUUUCUUGGAGUUCCUGGAACACGGGCGAAUAGCUAUCAAAGGUUCCAACGGCAAGUACCUUCGAGGAGACCAAGGAGGCACACUUAUGGGUGAUCGCACUUCUGUUGAUGCAUCCUCUCUCUGGGAGUACUAAAACCUCAUCAAGUCAGAGUCCUAACGGUCCACCAAGAUAAUAAGAUGAAGGAGCUGCUGCUGUCAGCUCCCACAAAGUGGAUUGGUUGGCUUACAUUUUCAUGCCAUGUUUUUAUACCAGCAGCCAGACCCCCAAUCCCAAUUCUAAAUUGAGAUAUUUAGAAGAGGUAUGGCUUCUUAUCUUGUUGUUUUUUUUCCCUUUCUUUCAAACGACCACGUCAUUGCCAACGUGAAAAAAAUUCAUAGCUAAUCCAAAUGUCUUUUUUUUUUAAGUUAAGGGCAACAAAGGUACAUCAUGUCCAAGUAGAUGGCCACAACGAUGACUACCUAAACCAAAAAAAUAAAAAAUAAAAUAAAAAUCAUCAUCGUUACAAGUGCUGCCUCUAUUUAGUUUGAAUGCCUUUCAAAUAUUAUUUGUAAAGCCGAAUGAUAAACCAAUGCCAAGAGUGGAACCACACAAUGUGACUAUCCAUCUCGGGAAAUGGAAAACAUAUUUCUGAAAAUUAAUUCAUUCAAAAUUCAUAAUUUCUCUCAACAACCAUAACAAAAAUUCAAUCCAAAAAAGCACAGAUCCAUUUCAAUACUCAAACAGGCACACUCUUAGUUUAGCUGACCUUAGCAUUAAACCCCACCACCCUUGUUUACAGCCGUUUUUUUUUGUCCAGUGCUUUGAAUUAUUUUGCUUUAUUAGCAGGCGUGGCCCCUAAACGUCACUCCAAGAAAUUGGUAAUGCCCCAUUGUUUUUAAAGACAGAGGCGCUAGUGCCAACGGAAUUUUCAUUUAUUUUAAUGGACCAUUUACAACUUCCAUAAAACACAGCAUCACACAAAUGAAGUGGACUUGUACAAAUGCAAUGUAUAAUUCCAAUGCUAAGAAGCAAUGUUCAGUAAAGAAAACUUGGCGGUAUCACUAAAAUAAAUGUGUGCUCAACACGUGCAGGAUUGGGAGAUUUGGGGUGGGGGGGGGGGGGGGGGGGGGGAAUUGCAAACAUUAAUACAAACAACAAGCAUGCACCAAAGGGGAAAGAAUGUAAAUUAUCGCUGGGUGUAUCUAGUGGGGAAAGUUUCUGCAUUGGGGCCUUAUACUGCACUCUACAGUACAAUUAGAACAUACUGUAAGAGUUAGGGAUAGGUAGUGCUGAUGAUGGAGAGGAGCUUCUAGUAGGGAUGGGCAAAAUUAUUGUUUGAGACUUAGCGGUAACCAGGAGACAGUUGAUUCAAUCUAUUUUGUGGUCUAAACAAGAACAAUAUGACUUCAGGUAGGCGAGCAGACCUCCAAUAUGGCACACGUCUGUUCUGCAUUACUCUGCCCAGUGCAGCAGUGGCAUGAAAAUUGGUGUUCGGAACAUUCCGAUGAAAUGCAAAACAACAAUUAAUUUAUCAUUAAUUUUUCCCUCAAGGAAUGAAAGACAUUUAGUCAAGUAUCCAUCCUGCACCAUGAGGGAGGUUGAUUGUGUUGGAAAGACUAUGGUUACCUCUGUGAAUGCUAAUAGGCAUUGCGUAUUUAUAUGGAGCACAGAAUUUACAAGAUCACAAAUCGAUCAUUGCAAAGUUUCCGAACACCCCUUCUGACAGUUCAGUAUGGCCGGUAGCGCGCUAAAAUUGAUUGUGCAAAUUAACUCUCCGAAAACAAUUGAUUCUAUCAAGAAUUCUGAACAUUUUAUAGCCCCUCCAGAUGUUCAUGGCUUGAUAGUAGGAGGCUCAAAAAUUGCUAAAUGCUAAAUUUGUGAGUAGCGAGUGUUAUGAUGGUACAAUUGACACUACCCAUUAAAUCUAACACUGUUUCAUCUUCCCCCUGGAGUUGGCAAUGCUGUUGAAAAGUGACACUGUGGGUGUAGCGUUCAAUAGAUCAAUCAUGGUGAAUGCCUUCCUUCAUCUCCACAAGCAUACUGUCCAUCAAACAUUUUUCUUGAAAUAAAACGUGUCGA